AUGUUUGUUGGGUACGCAAUCCUUGCCCAUGGUGUUCCUACAGCGUGGUGGAAGGAUGUUACUACUGCGGAGGCCAAGGAGGAGAUCCAGACGAAAUGCAGGGAAUGCGCACCCCUCGCCGACGUCCAGUACGUGGCAUGGGCCAAGGGCGAUCAGCACGCGAAGGCGAAAGCAAAGUCAACCUUGGUGGUUUCCUUUGUGAACCCGAGGGACGCGAAAGAAGUUCUCAGUACGAAGUUGACGAUCAGAAACCACCCGUCCAAGACGGAGCUCUACCUCCCUAGAGGCCCCAUACCGGCUCACCUCGGAGUCCCGGGCAACGAACUGGCCGAUGAACACGCAAAGCGGGCCAUAGGAUGGCGUUCCGACAAGCAACACGUGUCACCGCCAGACGAGAGGUUCUCGGACCGCGUGCUCCGCUCCGCCGCGGAAAGAAUGAUCAAGAAAAGCCUGAAGGGGAAAUGGGCACACUCCUGGAAGAUCGGCAAGCAUGGCUCACACCUCCGGAGGUGGCUCCCGGUGGUGGAACCAGCGAGGACUGCCAUGAAACGAUACAGCGACCUCAGCGCCGCCCAAUCAGCCGGCCUGUUCCAGGCCCGGACAAGCAAGAUUGGGCUGAACCAUUUCCUCGCCUCCAUCGACCGAGCCGACACCGAAUGA
Molecule: messenger RNA, 660 nt
Organism: Penicillium cinerascens
Lineage: Eukaryota; Fungi; Ascomycota; Eurotiomycetes; Eurotiales; Aspergillaceae
Exons: 2
Coding region: 1-660 (219 amino acids)
Source: RefSeq, a predicted model, not a curated record